AAACCAAGCCAAUUGUCAAAUUUUUUCAAGGGAAGCCUCUUGUUUACCUUUUCAAUUUCACCAAAUUUUCACUGAAAAUCCAUGGUAGAAUGGAGCAAAACGUGUGGGUAAAUACUUGUCGUUUGUGCUUGGAGAUUAAGACUGAAUUUGUGGACACUGAAGCAUCGGAAGAAGUUGCGAAUUUCGUGUCAACUGUACUACUGGAAAUCUUCCAAAUUUCUAUGGUCCCAGGUGAAGAUCUCCCACAGGAAGUUUGCUGCGACUGCCUGGAUAAGAUGAACACCGUGUGGGAGUUUCGAUCGCAAGUGUUGGAGAAUCAGAAGAUCCUGCAGCAGCACACAUCCUGUGAGACGAUGGUGUUUGAGGUGUCGGGUAAGGAAAUGACGGAUGAUGAGGAAUUGUUGAUUGAAUCAGUGAUUGAGGACACGACGAAGGUAAAGGAGGAAUUUGCUCAAAUCUGCGAAGAAGCUACGGCUGAUGAUAUAAUUCUGGAGGAACCUUCAGCUGAUGAUAUAAUUGUCGAAGAACCAUGGGAGGAGAUUGAUGAGACCUAUCAGGGGGAUGUUGUGGAAGAGCCAGAAGUAAAGGAGAAGCGUGCAAAGCGACAGAAGAAUCCAGAUGCUGACAAAGUGAUUCUGGAGAAAUUUCCAGAUUUCGAAAGGGUAACUUGUCCAUGGGCUGGAAUGUCUUGGGCUCAGAAGGAUGAAUAUGUGAGGGAAUAUGUGACAUUGGACUGUAAGGAAUGCAAAAAUGGCGAAAUAUUUUCUAGUUUUGAGGAUUUACUGGAUCACUACAGAAGUGCCAAGCAUACGACUCAGCCGUAUGUUAUUUGCUGCAACAAGAAUUACUUCAAGAGGGAUUUACUGAAUGCUCAUAUGGUCACCCAUACGCAUCCGGAAGCUUUUGCUUGCUUUGUGUGCAAGAGACGAAUGAAGAGUAAGGAUUAUUUGAAGAAGCAUCUCUUCACUCAUUUGCCGUAUGAGCUGAGACCGAUAAAGUGUGAGCAUUGUGAUAAGAAAUUCCUGGCCAAUAAUCAACUAAGGGUGCACAUGGCGUCCCAUCUGCCACCGUCGGAGAAGAAGUACGGCAGGAGGAAGAAGACAACGGGAAUGUAUAGCGAAGACACAGGGGAAAUUAUGGGAGAAGUCGAGAUUAAAACCGAAGAGAUUGACCGGAAAUUGAGGCAUCAUGAUCAAGAUAGGGCAAUACUUGAGCGAUAUCCUGACUUUGAGUACAUCCAGGGUCAGUCUGUGCAUAUCCCAAUGGCUGAUAGAGAUGAAGUUAUGAGGCAAUUUGUGAGUUUGGAAUGCAAAGAAUGCGUAGAUCGUCCGACAUUUGAGACCUUUGAGAAAUUAGAGGAUCACUAUGUGGCCGAACAGCACACGACUAAGCCUUUUGUCACGUGCUGCGGAAAGGAUUUCUACCGGAAACCCUAUUUAUUCAACCAUGUGGCCAUCCAUGUCAAUCCAACGGCAUUUGCCUGUCCGGAAUGUGAUCAUUUGUCCAAGAGCAAGGAUCUCCUGAAGAAGCAUCUCUACACUCAUUUGCCCAAGGAUGUUCGACCAUUGGAAUGUGCUCAGUGCGGCAAGAGAUAUGUCACUAAGGCUCAGUUGCGCUUCCAUCUGGCCAAUCAUGUCCGUGUCGAAGACAGACCCUUCGAUUGCAACGAAUGCGGCAAGUCCUUUGCCUACCGUUUCGUCCUGGAGCGCCAUAAAAAAGCCCACAAUCGCGUCCCUGACUACGUCUGCGAGGUCUGUGCCAAAACCUUCAUCGGUCGCAGCAAUUACCUCGAUCACAAAAUGCGUCAUCAUGAUAUCCCAGAUCCCGUUACGUGCCCAAUUUGUGGCAACAAAUACAAAAACCACGUUAGCCUUCGGAGUCACAUGGAACUCCAUACAGAUCAGCGUGAACAUAAAUGCACCCAGUGCAUGAAAAUCUUCACAGCUCGAGCUGGUCUCCUGGCGCACAUCCGUUACGUCCAUUCCGGCCAGUGGCGCUACAAAUGUUCAGCCUGCCCCAAAGCCUUCCGGACGAAACGCGAGCACCGAGAUCACAUGCUGCGUCACACCGAUCGAUCAAUCUACCAAUGUAAAUUCUGCAGUAAAACCUUCUCCACCAGCUCCUACUACUAUUCCCACCGGAAAAAAGCCCAUCCUGUGGAACAUGCCAAACUGCCCAAAAAGCAGAAAUUCUUCGUGGAAAAGUGAACAAGAAAACCCUAAUAUUAGAGGAAAUAAUUUAUACAUAGGGUAAAAAUUUCAUCUAAGCAAUUUCAUGAGAGGAAAUAAUUAAUGAUAAAUUCCCUGUCAAAACCAUCUUUUGUUGUCAUUGAACAAUCUCAAAAUACUUCCUCAUGCAGGAAGUCUUAUUUGGUCAGAAGGGGAAAAUUGCUCUCCAACUUAUGAGCCUGCAGAUGGGCAAAGAGAUCAUUCCGCACCAGAACCUGCUUGCAGAUUGAACAUACAUCAAUUAUAGCUUCACCCAUCCUAUUGAGUCCCUUUUCGCGCUGCACAUGCACCAAGAACAGCUCCUGCAAAACAAAUAAUAACACCUUCACAGAAAUAUCUCCUGCUUCGUUAAGAUUCUCUAAUAAGAAAUCAACCUACCUGUUGCUUUCCAAUAUCCGGCAAAAGGGCCAAUAAUUCCGGAAAGACAUCGUUGAAUUUAUCACCAAGAGCCACCAGGCAGUGCUCAUAGUAGGGCUCAGGAUUGUACUUGUUCUUCACAAACAUCUGAGAAAUGUUGUGAAACUCCUUCACUGCUGCACUUGUCUUUAGAACAUCCUGGAAAUGGCCUAGAAGUAUCUGAAAAAAAAAAUGCAUUUUAUUUUAUUUUUUAAUUUCCUCCGUGUAUUUUUUUUUUGAUUUCGUAAAUGGUUUAAUAAAGUUUUUAAGAAUGAUAAA
Phlebotomus papatasi is the source of this 2903-nucleotide messenger RNA. Its product is annotated as zinc finger protein 184-like. Lineage: Eukaryota; Metazoa; Arthropoda; Insecta; Diptera; Psychodidae. Gene Ontology annotation, molecular function: zinc ion binding. The record is from RefSeq and is a predicted model, not a curated record. Gene Ontology annotation, cellular component: nucleus. Bases 90 to 2207 code for a protein of 705 amino acids. The transcript is spliced from 2 exons.